This is a messenger RNA of Drosophila arizonae, 1799 nucleotides long. It is a transcript of the gene Adk3, whose product is annotated as Adenosine kinase 3. Gene Ontology annotation, molecular function: adenosine kinase activity. Gene Ontology annotation, biological process: purine nucleobase metabolic process; purine ribonucleoside salvage. The record is from RefSeq and is a predicted model, not a curated record. Gene Ontology annotation, cellular component: cytosol; nucleus. Lineage: Eukaryota; Metazoa; Arthropoda; Insecta; Diptera; Drosophilidae.
UGAUGUUUUUCAAUUUGAACUUUAAAAGGCGGUACAGGGUGACUCAUUAGAACAAAUCCCACAUUGUCUGGUACGGUGAAAAGCUCUGUGAUGUAAUCAAAAGACCGCACGAAGAACGAAAAGAAGUCGAAGAAAAAGCAGCCAAAAAUCUAAAAAUAUGACCACCAACAACAACAACAACAAUACCAACAAGAACAGAAGCGAAACAAUAAACGAAGUUUCAGACCUUUUCUUUGUGUGAGUUUCAAAGUAAUUCAGCAUGGGAAUGGAAGUACAUAUACAAUUAUAUAUAUGGUAUAUACAUAUAAAUACUCACAGCGAAACCGGCUCGAGCAUUCAGUUCGUCGCUGGCUGACGGAAGUGACGGAACCGCCAGAGCAGCGAAAUUUUUGAAAUAGAGCGCGGCCUUCAGACAUUGGAGAGGGGAAAUUUCGUUUGUUGAAUCGAUUUUAAAUACAAUGGAGUACCUGCAAUCUGUCUAUGAGAAAAUCUUUGGAGCCGAUGAGCCCUCAGAUGCCGCACAAAUUAGUUAUGAUACGCCCCGCAAGGUCGUUUGCUUCGGCAAUGUUCUACUGGAUCGCACUGUGAAGCUAGAGGAGCCAGAGCUGCUGCAACGCUAUGAUCUGAAGCUGGGCUCCAAGGGCGAAAUGGAUCUGGAGCAGCUGAACAAAAUUGCCGCAGAUGCAGCUAAUGGCUCCAUCUGCUUAAUCAAUCCAGGCGGCUCCGCAUUGAAUACGGUGCGUAUUCUGAAACAGCUCGGCACAGAUGCCCAGUUCUUUGGCUCGAUUGGCAGCGACAAGCAUGGAGAGGAGCUGCGCUCCCUGCUGCUGGAGCGCGGCAUCGAGGCCCGCCUGCAGGUGGUUGACGAUGUGCAUACGGGGCAGUGUGUGUGCCUCAUGUACAAAGACAGUCCCACGCUCUACGCCAACAUCGGCGCAUCCGCCCACUUCUCUGUUCAAGAGCUGAAGCGCGCUGCUUUGCAUGACACACAAAGCUUUUUGCGACCCAUUGAGCGUAAGCAAAUUCUUUAUGUGGAGGGCUUCUUUGUGCCGUACCGUAAAGAGGUCUGUGGCUAUAUACUGUUGCACCUGGUGCGGGAGCGUCGUUAUCUGGCAUUGAAUCUCAGUGCUCCCUACAUAGUGCGCCAGCAUCCGGAGGAGAUGCUGCAGCUGGCGCGGCGAGCGAUGUUCAUAUUCGGUAAUCGGCAGGAGUUUCAGGAGCUGGCCGAGGUAGCCGGCUGUGAGACCGUGGAGAAGCUGGCCCGCCAGCUGCUGGAGUUGGGCCAGCCCAAGAUCCUGCUAAUCACAAACGGCGAUGCAGGAGUGCAGCUAGCCACCAACUAUGUGGCAGAGCGGGCACCACCCGGCGAUUUGCGAUUCGAGGAUUUCAGAGCACAACGCGCCGAGCAGCUGGUGGAUGCCACAGGAGCUGGCGAUGCAUUUGCUGCGGGCUUCCUGCACGCCUGGCUGGAGAAACGUUCGCUGACCGAGUGCGUCCGUUUGGCCAGCAAUAUCGCCUCCAAGGUGGUGACUCAGGUGGGCUGUAAUCUGCCGUAGCUCGCAUCCGGAGACCCUCAUACUUUAUGAGAUGUGGGUCAGACAAAGAGAAACUCAGCGACACCAAAGUAGGCCCUCAUUGCACCAAUAUUAUAUAAUAUAGAGAUGUAUAUAUGUAUACGAAUAUGUACAUAUGUCUGUGUGUACAUAUGCUUCUGUACUUAGUUCCUUCUGUAGCGACAAUGCACUCAGUGAGUAAUCUAUUCGCUCGCUCGGUUGAAGCAACAUCAAGCAGAAAAUAUU